Meloidogyne enterolobii is the source of this 641-nucleotide messenger RNA. Lineage: Eukaryota; Metazoa; Nematoda; Chromadorea; Rhabditida; Meloidogynidae. The record is from the annotation of a GenBank genome assembly.
UCAACUGCUUAGAAACGUCUCGUCGUCUUUUUUCAGCAAUGAACCGUCCAUUUAAAGUUGAACUUAUUUUUUGGCGUUGUGUUGUUUUUCUUUUUUUCUCAUUAUUGCGAAAUAGUGUAUGUUUUAAUAUUUUACUUCUUUUUAAAUUUUAGUUUUCUUAAAAAAUGAGCAACAAACCUACACGUCCAGGCCCUUGGUUAACAAUUUGGAAAUUACUUUGGGCAGAUACAAAACUUCCGAAACACUAUAUCGGAGAAGAUCAAUAUGGAAAUAGGUACUACGAAUUGUCUAAGCCGAGAAGUUCGGGAAAUGUUUCGAGAGGUUAUGAUCCAGCGCCUGGCGCUCCAGACCCGCCAGUUGAGUGGCUUUCUUGGACAAAAAUGACUCGUCGAUUUCCGCCUUCGGAAGAGGAGAUUAGGCUUAAUAGAGCUAGACAACAACAACAAUUAGAAGCCGAUGCAGAAACAGAAAAAAGAGCACCAACAGUUGCUACAAAAGGAGGGGCUGUAGAAAAAGACAAAGGCUUUCCUGAGUACAAAGAAAAAGAUUUUGAACACAUUCCUGGUGCCAAAAAAGAAGAUAAAAGGCUUAGUGAUAAAGAAAAAGUUUCGCCAUUGCAUGGUUCUCCUUAUCCUGAUUAG